AUGGGCCCAUCUAAAUUGUACCCCACACUUCUCUUGUCUCUUAUUGCCUAUUCUGUUCUUGGUGAGAAUUCUACAACGACAGAGGCCGUCAGCCCCUCCACGGUCGCUUCAACAACGGUUAAUUCAACAGAAGCCGAUGGAAAUUCGACUGUCACUGCGACAAAUGUUGCGGCAACAACCACUGCAGCUGUAAACAUUACUACUUUUGAAAAACUGGACAAGGAAACUGAAUGUCUGAGUGCUUGCUUAUUGAACUUUGUCGUGCAGUCCGAGAAAAUUGUUGAGCACGACUUUGAGAGAACUUGCAGGUAGGCAUGAUAGAUAUAGAUUUAAUCCCCGGAGAAUAGUGACGUUUCAUCGCUGUAAAAUGUUUCGCCUUGUCGGAAGAAGGGAGAACAUGAAACUUCCAGCUGCGGCUAUCCAUCGCAAAGCGAUGAUGGGCGAUUUCAAAGGGCGAACAAACCGCCGCUGUUUUUCCGACAGACUGACGUUAGAGAGGGCAGCGCACGUCAAACUGUGAUAAGCUGAAACAGUCCGGUGAAGGGAUUGGCAAUUCGCUAAAAAAGACGCGAAAAAACGUGUUCUCGGGGAAGAAAUGGGGAAUUUUUGGGGCGAGAGAGCACGUUUUUGCGUGUCUUUUUUCUCUCUUUCUCUGCGAAAUCAAGACGAAGUGUAAAAAACCGAUAGCGAAGAGUCUAUUCCGGUCACCGGACUCCUCAGUUUGACGUGUAGCGUUCCGCAAAGCCCUAAGCUUUGCAUUUCUGGUCACACUCCUCUUUAGUUCCGAGAUCCUUUAUCUUCAGUCUGUCGGGAAAAUAAUGAGCACUCUGUCGCAAAAUUCGCAUCGCCGCCGAAAAAUGAAUUAUAUCGCGGCAGAACCAAUUUGCUUUUCACUUUGGCGACGCGUUCACUCUGCGACGUUAUACUCAUUAUUUUCCCGACAAACGGAUUGAAUGCCCCAAUUUAUUUUGGCAUAAUAAUUAAAGAAACUUGUACCUUAACUUUCAGAACUUACCAUCCAUCCUGUCUUCAUCACUGUGGCCGUCCCUUAUGGGAAAACGUGGCAAGAGAAGUCAGCGAUCGUUGCCGUUUCAACAGUCAUUUUGCGUUGCGAAAUUUCCGCAAGUGCUAUGACCGGCAUACCGAAGACGUUGUGCAGCGUUGCCGAGGAGACUGCGGAGUGGAGGCCAACUUGGAAAACGUUUUUGUGGGCGAUUUCUGCAGGUAAAGUUGUCGUACAACAGUUAUAGGGAGCUCGAAUUUAACGCUGAUUUCAGCAAACUUUCAUGCGUAACAGAGUGCACCCGCACAUCGCUAAAUCAGCAUUGCGAUGGAGCUGGUGACGCGUUGGAGAAGACAUUUUACUCCCCAUACGAUGCGGUAAGAUUGAAUGACCAUGUACAAGAAGCUUUGGAAAAGGCUUUACCAGAGUUGCCAAAGUCAUGUCAAGGAUUGUACGCUGGCUUGGUGAGCGGUUACUGGAUCAUUGAUGCUGAUUUUUCAGGGACGUCCUGCACGUACUCAGAUUAUUAACGACAAAGAAUGA
Bursaphelenchus xylophilus (pine wood nematode) is the source of this 1546-nucleotide messenger RNA. The record is from the annotation of a GenBank genome assembly. Lineage: Eukaryota; Metazoa; Nematoda; Chromadorea; Rhabditida; Aphelenchoididae.